CAGCAUAUAUUUAUUUAAAUAACCAGUUUGCGUUAAAAAUAAAGUGAAAAUUGUUCAAACAAAAAAUCGACGGACAAAUAGGAGGAGUUUAAACAACUGGACAACCAACAACGAGGAAAUAUUAAAUAGUUUAUAAUAAUAAUAAUAAUAGUAGGAAAUAAUAAUAAGUGGAACGAAGACACGUGGAUCGAUAAAGAAAUUAGUUGAUCAUAUAUAAUAUACUACUAGACAUUGGCUUUGACGUUAUUAUUAUUUAUUAUUUAUAAAGAUGAUCCUUUUUAUUUGGAUGAUGAUUUUUCAUUUUUCCUGUGGAUAUUCUUUGGAAAAAAAUGAAAGUUUAAUUGGACGGGCGAUAAAAGAAAAAAUAAAUUUUGGAAAUUUAACAGAAUUUAAUUUUGGGAAUUUGACAGAAGUAAAUUUGGGGAAUUUGACAGAAGUAAAUUUGGGGAAUUUGACAGAAGUAAAAUUUGGAAAUACGACAGAUAAAAUUGAAUUUGAAAAUACGCGGGAAAAAAUCGAAUUUAAAAAUACGACAGAAAAAAUUAGAUUUGAAAAUUCGGCGGAAAUAAAAUUUGAAAAUUCAACAGAAAAAAUAAAAUUUGAAAAUUUAAUAGAAGAAAAAAAUUAUAAAAAUGUUGUCUGGAUAAUGAUUGAAGAUUUUGAUGAAUUUUUAAUAAAUAAAUUAAAUAAAAAUAAAUUAUUUACUGCCAAAGGAUUUUAUCAGAAUUGUAAUAAAACUGAUGAUUGUAAUUGCAAUAAAAAAUUAAAUAAUAAUAUCAAUGACUUAAUAACAUGGACACGAUUUAUUAAGAAAAUAAACAUUGGAACAAUAUCACAGCGUAAAUUAACAUCACCAGUAAUUUACAAUAAUUUUAAAACUAAAAACCACCGAGUUAAUAAUAAAAAAAUGACAUUUGAAAAUAAUCAUGACAUCAACGAAUCGUUAAUAAAUCGCACAAUUAAUCGGGAUGACGCAGAUCUCAAUGGACUUUGGGAUUUACUUGAUUUUUUCACGAGACUUCGAUUGUCAUUUUUAAAAAGAAUUUUUCCUUGGAAUUCAAUUUCACAAACGAUACCGAUAAAUUCAUUAACUAUUGAUAAUAUUUUUAAUCAUAUGGUCAAUGAUUUUAAAUUAUUUGAUAAACAAUUCUUAUUGAUUACUUUUACUCCCAAGGAAUUUUUGGAUAAAAUAUUAAAUGAAAUUAAUGAGACAAUAAUAAUUAGCGGAGUUUGUGGUAAUAAUAAAGAGAUUGCAUAUUUUGCAACUGAAAAUUCUAAAAUAUUUGAAAGUAUUAAAACAAUUUAUGAAAUUCCAAAUGUUAUUAAAUCAAUUUUAAAUAAUUGUAACGGAAUUUGUAAUAAUACACUUGAAUUUAAAUUUAAAAAACGUUUUAUACGAUCCACUGAUGACGAAAUUAUACCAGACGAUAAAAUCGAAGACGAGCCAGAAAUCGAAAAUGAAGAUGAAGAUUUAAUUGAAAAUAAUUUUACAGAUGAUUUUGAAGAGCGAAAAUCCAGAAAUUCAUCGUCCGAUUUAUCAAAAAAUCUUAUAAUUAUUUUUGAAUUUAUUUUAACAAUAAUUCUCUCAUUUAUUUAAAAAUAAAUUUAUUGUUCCAUCAUCGAAUCCCGUAUUAUUAUUUUCGAUCUAUUCAUUCCUACCAUUUUACCUCCAAAUUACCUUCCA
Molecule: messenger RNA, 1684 nt
Organism: Microplitis mediator
Lineage: Eukaryota; Metazoa; Arthropoda; Insecta; Hymenoptera; Braconidae
Exons: 9
Coding region: 269-1597 (442 amino acids)
Source: RefSeq, a predicted model, not a curated record